AUGGGAGUUCGAUGCCUGGUGCUGCUCCUACGCCCUCCUCUUCUGCCCUUCGUCCACCCUUCUUCUCCUCCAAGGAUAGGUCCGAUUUUUGCUGUGCUCCCGGAUGUGCAGUGCAGUGCACCCGAAUCCCGUGAGCAGUGCGUCGUGCGCCGUGGUGUGGUUUAUCCACGACAGCGUGCGGUGUCCAUGUGCAUUUUUGCAGUUCAGUGGAUGGAUGUUUCAGUGUCUUAUGUUUAUUGUCGUGCCUGUGGGGAUGUAUGCAUGUUUGUAAAAUGGGUGUGCCCGCGGUCCAGCGUGCUGCUAGCCUCCACUAUGCAGUACGACUGGGCGUGCCAUGCGGUUCGACAGUGCUCUUAUACACUUUGCUGA
Molecule: messenger RNA, 369 nt
Organism: Triticum turgidum subsp. durum (durum wheat)
Lineage: Eukaryota; Viridiplantae; Streptophyta; Magnoliopsida; Poales; Poaceae
Source: the annotation of a GenBank genome assembly